This is a messenger RNA of Patiria miniata (bat star), 2715 nucleotides long. RefSeq names its product monocarboxylate transporter 12-like. The transcript has 5 exons. The record is from RefSeq and is a predicted model, not a curated record. Gene Ontology annotation, molecular function: monocarboxylic acid transmembrane transporter activity. Lineage: Eukaryota; Metazoa; Echinodermata; Asteroidea; Valvatida; Asterinidae. Bases 294 to 1565 code for a protein of 423 amino acids. Gene Ontology annotation, biological process: monocarboxylic acid transport; transmembrane transport.
GCCUCAUUGGGUUGCACACAGCGGUCCGCUCAUUGGCUCGUGUACAAAUAUGUAUAGGUCAGGAUAGCGAAAAUUGGGAAGAGUACAAAUCCCAUAAUAUGCAUGUAUUGUACAAUACAAUUUACAGGCUGCAUGGAAGCGGGUGUACGUUGCUCUAGCUUUUAUUUUCCAGGGAAGGGCAGUAAGUUACAACGCUCAACAGUGUAAUAACAUGUACAAGUCUUUGACAUAAAACUUGGAACUAAGUUAAAUGGAGUAGACGGGUGUUUGUGUCGACAAAAUUUGCAACAACCAUGGGUUCAGCAGGCGGAGUUACUGAAGGGGGUCGUGCAGGUUGGCUAGUUGUGCUCGCCUUGUGGACCAGACUUUUCCUUAUGGUUGGAGUCCUGAAAUCUAUCGGUAUGAUGAUUCCCUUGCUGCAAGAUCAGUUUAAUACCUCCACGUGGAUCAUGGGCUGGAUAUCCUCCAUCAUCGGCACUUCCACUGGAAUAUCUGGAAUUUUUGCGAAACUGAUCGGCAGACGUUUCGGCCCCGGUUACGCGAUCAUGACGUGUGGUGUCAUGAUCAGUGCCUCGGUCAUUAUUGCGUCGUUUGCAACCUCUCCUGGCCAUCUAGCGUGUGUUUUUGUUGUACUUUUGGGCACAGGAUUUGGAAUUUCUGGUGUGCUGAUGAAAGAGGUCAUCGGCCGCUGCUUCACCACGAACUACGCCACUGCUACGGGCAUCGCACGGACGGGUGAUUCUGCCGGGCUGAUUGUGUGUGCACCACUCUUUCAGUUAUUCCUCGAUACGUAUGGAUGGAGAGGAGCCAUGCUGCUCAUGGGCGCAAUCUCUAUGCAUCUUGUCGUGUGUGGCGCCCUCAUGGUACGAGCAGGAGCAUCUCCUACGAGCACAUACCAAGAGCUCUCUGGAGACGAUGUCAUCUCGGAACCAAGUCAACUUCCAGCUUGUUGCGACGCGCUCUCCAGGAAUCUUUCCAGGAAUUUUGAAAUCCAGCUGCUGUCCGAUUACCGUUACUGGGCAGCGGCAAGCGUAGCCUUCUGCACAAAGUACGCUUUCAACAUGUGGAUCAUUUACUUUGUCUCACAAGCACAAUCGAAUGGAUUUUCCUUGGAGGAUGCCGCAACAUUUGUAACAGUUGCAGGGGUUGGCGGUUUACUCGGCAGACUAGCUCAAGGGAUCUUGAUGGAUCGCAAGAUAAUACCACUCUUCCCUCUAACGGCCAUAACAAUAACCGUCUGCUCUGCUUCGUUCUGCGCAACUCCGUUUCUGACGUCGUAUUGGCUAAUGAUGACGUCAUCGCUGACGAUUGCAACAUUUUCCGGCGCCCUCUACUGUUUACAAGACGUUAUUUGUAAGCAGGUUCUGGGCGUAAAUUUAUUGGCCGGGGCUUUUGGCUGGACAGGAAUCACCAGCGCCACCAUGGAUUUCGCUCUCGGCUUUAUUCCUGGUUGGAUUUACGACACGACAGGCAGCUACACCACAGCAUUUAUUUUCCUGGGCUCCGUGCAGUUCAUUCCAAUGUUUCCACUCCUGAUUCUGAGGUACAAGGGAUGGGUUGAAUGAUCAUAGUCACGCACCUUACUAAGCUCCGAUCCGUAAUGUUGUGACCACUCACAGCCGUGAUAUAAUAAUUUAUGUCCGACACGCGUGCACGAAAAGCCUGACACACGUGCACGUGAUGCGAUGACGAGCGCAGCUGGAACACGGAGAGAGCAUGGCAGAGAAUAAUAAUCGAUAUUUAUGUUGGAAACUUGUGUAAACCGAGGAUGAUGAACCCCAGAGCUUAAGUUUGGACAGGUGGUGGGGAGCAAGCACAGCAUGCAUCGUAAAGCCAGACGGCUAAGGUCGACAGUGACGAGUGAGUAUGGGAUCUAUCCGCAAUGUUAGUUCGAUCUACAGAGCAUCAAUAAAUUUACAGCUUUACAUUAGUUUUGGUGCUGUAACAAGUAUAUUACAUAAACCUCCGGGUCACCAACAAGCCGAAACAUAAUCCUCGGUAAUGGACAAUUGAAUCCAACGUUUCCCCCAGAACUCAAACGGUUACAGAAUUGUCGUUAAAAAGCAUACUUUAAUGCAAAAGAGAUAUUGCAAACCCACUAAAUAGCCGACAAGCCCCGAAGUUACUGAAAAUGUACUCAUUGAACUAUGGAAUAUGAUACAGUGCUGCAGAGCUACUAAUGCUUUGUCAAUUUAAUGGGUUUAAAUGCAUCCUUUGUUUUUCUGUGUGAAAUGCAUGUAAAAAUGCGGGUUUUGUUUUUAGUCACGGUUGCAAACGGAUUUAGGAUAUUUUCGUAUAAACAUUUACGAAAACGUCACGCCCUUAUAUCACUAUUCAGAACAAACCAUUGUAGCUCCAAACAUGAACAUAUACAUUAUCUUAAACGUCUUUGAGCCAGUUUGGGUGUAGGCCUACAUUUUAUUUCGGUGCGUGCUCUGUUUUCGAACUGUAAUUUAAACAACGCAUUAUUAAAAGUUAACAUAUUUGAAAGGAAUUGUACAUGCAAGUCUUUGAUAUUUGCCGGGGUUUUUUUUAAAGAAAAUCAUUUGCAAUAAGCCGUCCGCAUUCCUCCGUUGUUAUGGACGGUCCACUUCAGAUCAGAUAGGAUCAAACAUUCCAAGUAAAAAAGCUGAGCCUACUGUAGUACAAUGUAUGAGGUUGCAGGCCAGUAAACAGCGCCGAAAUUUAGUGCAAUUUAGAGCAUUUUGUGGGGCA